AAUUCCGUAAUCAUCGGUCAUGAAUCAAUGAAAGCGACGAAAACCCGCCGGUGAUAUUUUCUGCCCGCCGCGACCGCCGGAGCGAUGGCGCGAUCGGAAGGACGUUCUUACGGCUUUUCCCCUCUUCUUUUUCUCUCCCCCUCUUCUUCUUCUCGCUCCUCCCUUUCUUCUAUCCACUUUUUCUCUCUUUCUCUCCACCCGCUCGGUCUAUCUUCUUUCUUUCCCCCCUCUGCUUCUCUCUCUCUCAUCUCUCCUCUUCUCACUCCGCUCAAUUCUUCCUUUUCUCCCUCUCUUCUCCUCUUCUAUCUUUCACAAUGGGUAGCGUCGCUCAGAAGCCCGGAACUUUCCUGUUCACCUCCGAGUCGGUCGGAGAGGGUCACCCCGAUAAGAUUGCCGAUCAGGUUUCGGAUGCCAUCCUCGAUGCCUGUCUCGCCGAGGACCCCUUGUCGAAGGUCGCCUGUGAGACCGCCACCAAGACUGGUAUGAUCAUGGUCUUCGGUGAAAUCACCACCAAGGCCAACCUCGACUACCAGAAGGUCAUCCGUAAUGCCAUCAAGGACAUCGGCUACGAUGCCUCCGAGAAGGGCUUCGACUACAAGACCUGCAACGUCUUGGUUGCCAUUGAGCAGCAGUCUCCUGAUAUCGCUCAGGGUCUUCACUACGAGGAGGCUCUCGAGAAGCUCGGUGCCGGUGACCAGGGUAUCAUGUUCGGCUAUGCCACCGACGAGACCCCUGAGCUCCUGCCCCUGACCAUCCUCCUCUCCCACAAGCUGAACCACGCUAUGAAGGUGGCCCGUAACGAUGGCUCCAUCCCCUGGCUCCGUCCCGACACCAAGACCCAGGUCACCAUCGAGUACGCCCACGACAACGGUGCCGUCAAGCCCCAGCGCGUGGACACCGUCGUCGUCUCCGCCCAGCACAGCGACGACGUGAGCACCGAGGAGCUCCGCGCUGUCAUCAAGGAGAAGAUCAUCAAGAAGGUCAUCCCCGCCGAGCUGCUGGACGACCGCACUGUCUACCACAUCCAGCCCUCCGGCCGCUUCGUCAUCGGUGGUCCCCAGGGUGAUGCCGGUCUGACCGGCCGUAAGAUCAUCGUCGACACCUACGGUGGCUGGGGUGCCCACGGUGGUGGUGCUUUCUCCGGAAAGGACUACUCCAAGGUCGACCGUUCGGCCGCCUACGUUGCCCGUUGGGUCGCCAAGUCCCUGGUCAACGCCGGCCUUGCCCGCCGUGCUCUGGUCCAGCUCUCCUACGCCAUUGGUGUUGCCGAGCCCCUGUCCGUCUUCGUCGAGACCUACGGCACCUCCUCCAAGAGCUCCGAGGAGCUGGUCCAGAUCAUCCGCAACAACUUCGACCUCCGUCCCGGUGUCAUCGUUAAGGAGCUGGACCUGGCCAAGCCCAUCUACAACGAGACCGCCAAGAACGGUCACUUCACCAACCAGAGCUUCUCCUGGGAGAAGCCCAAGGCUCUCAAGUUCUAAGUGCCGCUCGUUUCUUAGAACUGUGACGUGCUUUGUCUGUGACACCUUCAUUUCUUUUUACGAAUGUGAUGAUUUUGCUUUGUUUUCAACAACUCAAAGCACGAGCAUAGACAUGUGAAAAAGCUUCUUAUUCGGAAUGUUUGUUUAAUAUUUGCAUGGUCGCCCACGGGCGACGGGUUCGGCGAGGAUAAAUUCAACAUGAUACCACUUUCAUCUGUUGGGAGGGAAGUUUUGGCGUUUGAUCUUUUUCAGGGAGCGACAGUCUUCAACACACGGCCUCCUCAGGCUUUGAUCUUAUACUGGACCGGGGAGUGCCACCUGCCCACAUCUUUUCCCCGUGGGCGGAGGGCACUUCCACCAGGAAGCUGCCGAGACACCUUUGUCGCAAGCUGUGCUUGGGAUUGGGUGUCUGGCGGAGGAGGUAACAUUUCCAUGACGCGAGUUUGGCUUGCAUCAUGGGCGUGCUAAUCUAAACAUUAGCAUAUAGAG
Messenger RNA from Aspergillus steynii IBT 23096, 1970 nucleotides. RefSeq names its product S-adenosylmethionine synthetase. Lineage: Eukaryota; Fungi; Ascomycota; Eurotiomycetes; Eurotiales; Aspergillaceae. Gene Ontology annotation, molecular function: methionine adenosyltransferase activity; ATP binding. Gene Ontology annotation, cellular component: cytosol. Gene Ontology annotation, biological process: S-adenosylmethionine biosynthetic process. The transcript is spliced from 4 exons. The coding region runs from base 315 to 1481 and encodes 388 amino acids. The record is from RefSeq and is a predicted model, not a curated record.